Molecule: messenger RNA, 3078 nt
Organism: Lasiodiplodia theobromae
Lineage: Eukaryota; Fungi; Ascomycota; Dothideomycetes; Botryosphaeriales; Botryosphaeriaceae
Product: Tri-functional histidine biosynthesis protein
Exons: 4
Coding region: 1-3078 (1025 amino acids)
Biological process (GO): L-histidine biosynthetic process
Cellular component (GO): cytoplasm
Molecular function (GO): phosphoribosyl-ATP diphosphatase activity; histidinol dehydrogenase activity; NAD binding
Source: RefSeq, a predicted model, not a curated record
AUGACCACGCUCAACUGGAUUAUCACCGGCUCGGAGGGGAAUUACAAGAUCACGUCGACAGACAACCCGCUAUCAGCUGAUUUCGAGGACGUAGACCUCGAGUUGUACAGCGAGGGACAGGACAGUGAGCGCUAUCAUUUUCAGUUUACCAUGGACAAGGAGGUGGUCCCUUCAGUGUCGAUCACGGACGACGACUCUGACACGGUCUGCUACUUCAACUCGACCAUAUUCACAGGCUAUCUUUACACCAAGAUGGAAAAGGACUACCCGACCAAUGACGAGUCGGACAAUCCAUGGCCUUAUGCGGUUCGAGCAGAACAGUCUGUCGGCGGUGGAGAAAAUGUGCCCAAUUGCUACAAGACAGUGAACGGGCGGAUCACGGAGCAAAUCACGGAGGGACUCGACGCAAUGGGCGCAAGACGUCGCGACACCAUGGCGUUCCCCUUCCUGCCUUCAAUUGACUUCAAGUCGUACGCCAGUCCCGCCCAGGGUCUGGAUGCGCAGGCUCUUUCGUACAUUGGCGCCGUCUUCACCACCGUGACGCCCGCCGACAUCGACGACGCCUUUGUCUACCUGCGCGAGACCUUUGGCACCUUCGCCACCCACUUUGACGCCUCCGCCCUCGAAGAGGUGUCCGAUGUCGUGUCGCUGCUCGACGCUGGCGCCGCCAAGGUCUUCGUGAGCCUGCAGCAGCUGCAGCAGCUGCGCACCGUCCCGAACAUCGACCUCGACCGCCUCGUCGCCAUCGUCCUCGGCCAGUCCAAGCAGGAGCUCAUCGACACCAUCGGUGGCACCACCGUCGGCAUAUAUGCGCAGAAUGUGAAGGAUGUCGAGCUGGAGCUGGCCUACCUGAAGGAGUACGGCACCGACAGGCCCGCAGUCUUCACGUCGUUCGCCCAGCCCACGCUAGAGAAUGCGCUCGAGGUCGCGAAGCUGUCCGGCACCCCCAUUAUCCCCGCCGCGCUUCUCACCGUUGACAUCAACGCCGAGACUUCGUUGAUUCCGGCUGGCAAGCUUCUGUUGGCCAAUGCGACGAGCGACCGGGCUGAUGGUCUAUUCACGACCCUCGUCACGGACGAGAGGGGCAUUGCGCUGGGUCUUGUAUACAGCAGCGAGGAGAGCGUUCAGGAGAGUCUGCGCACCGGUCGCGGUGUCUACCAGAGCCGCAAGCGGGGUCUCUGGUACAAGGGCGAGAGCAGCGGUGAUGUUCAGGAGCUUGUCAGAGUGUCGCUGGACUGCGAUUCGGACUGCCUGAAUUAUAUCGUCAGGCAAAAGGGGAGGGGCUUCUGCCACCUCGCCACUGCGACAUGCUUCGGCCACUACCACGGCCUUUCUAAACUGCAGCAGACUCUCCAAAGCCGCAAGGCCUCUGCUCCCGAGGGCUCAUACACUGCAAGACUGUUCAAUGAUCCCCAGAUGCUGAAGGCAAAGAUCAUGGAAGAGGCGCAAGAACUGGUUGAGGCUAAGACCAAGGAAGAGGUUGCCUUUGAGGCGGCGGACUUGUUCUACUUCGCAUUGACGAAGUGCAUUGCCUCCGGUGUCUCUUUGACCGAUGUUGAGAAGAACCUGGAUGCGAAGAGCGUAAAGAUCAAGCGGAGAAAGGGUGAUGCAAAGGGCCCGUUCGCCGAGAAGUUCGGUGUCACUAAUGGCGCAGCCAAGGAGAACACUGAGGCCAAAGAGGCUGUCAAAGAAGCUGCGUCCGUGCCGAAGAGCAAGGACGACCCCGCUGGAACCAAGGAUGGCAAGAUUCUGAUGCAGCGUAUCAUUACUGCAGAUCGCACCCCGGAAGAGGUUGAGAAGGUUUUGCAGAGGCCGUCGCAGCGCUCGGCAGACAGGAUUCUGGGUAUUGUCAACCCCAUCAUCCAGAACGUCCGCGAGCGUGGAGAUGCCGCGCUUCUGGAGUACACUCACAAGUUUGAGAAGGCCACUUCUCUCACUACCCCGGUUCUCAGGGCACCUUUCCCCCGCAGCAUGAUGCAGCUGCCUCCCGAGACCAUUGCCGCCAUUGAUACGUCCUUCGAGAACAUCCGCAAGUUCCACGCUGCUCAGGCAGAUGACAAGCCGCUUGAGGUCGAGACCAUGCCCGGUGUCAAGUGCAGGCGUUUCGUUCGCCCCAUCGAGCGUGUUGGUCUGUACGUCCCCGGUGGUACCGCCGUCCUGCCGUCUACCGCUCUGAUGCUUGGUGUCCCUGCCAUGGUCGCUGGCUGCAAGAAGAUCGUCAUCGCUUCCCCGCCGCGCGCCGAUGGCUCUGUCACCCCUGAGGUUGUCUACUGCGCUGCCAAGGUCGGUGCGGAGAGCAUCGUCCUUGCUGGUGGUGCGCAGGCCGUCGCCGCUAUGGCCUACGGUACCGAGAGUGUCACUAAGGUCGACAAAAUCCUGGGUCCUGGUAACCAGUUCGUCACUGCCGCGAAAAUGGUCGUCUCGAACGACACUAGCGCUGGCGUCAGCAUCGACAUGCCGGCCGGUCCCAGUGAGGUCCUCGUUAUUGCCGACAAGUCGGCCAAUCCCGCCUUCGUCGCCUCCGACCUGCUCUCGCAGGCUGAGCACGGUGUCGACUCGCAGGUCGUCCUCAUCGCCGUUGACCUCAGCGAACAAGAACUCCAGGCCAUUGAGGACGAGCUUCACAAGCAGGCCAUGGCCCUGCCUCGCGUUGAUAUCGUCAGGGGCUCCAUCGCCCACUCGGUCACCCUCGUCGUCAAGGACAUCGAGGAGGCCAUGGUCUUGAGCAACAUGUACGCGCCUGAACACUUGAUCCUCCAGGUCCAGGACGUGGAGAAGGUUACCCAGAUGGUCGAGAACGCUGGCAGUGUGUUCAUGGGCCAGUGGACCCCGGAGAGUGUCGGUGACUACUCUGCUGGUGUCAACCACUCGCUGCCUACCUACGGCUACGCUAAGCAGUACUCUGGUGUCAACCUUGGUUCCUAUGUCAAGCACAUCACCGCUUCGAACUUGACUGCCGAGGGUCUGAGGAAUGUUGGCACUGCUGUUAUGCAGUUGGCUAAGGUCGAGGAGCUCGAGGCUCACAGGAGAGCUGUGAGCAUAAGGUUGGCUCACAUGAACGGUGAGGCGACAGCUUAG